GGAUCAGCAGAACCAGCUCUCUGCCUUCUGUCCGGGCACCGCGGCGGUGUGCGGUUGCCUGAUGGGUGUUCGGCCAGCCUCGCAGCGGCGCUGGCAGCCAGGAGCCCUGCAGCCACUGUGCUGGGUGAAGGUCCUGAUGAAAUCGGGACCGUGUCCACUUUUUUAAGACCCUUGGCAUCCUGGCUUUAUCAACGCUUGGUUACUUAGUAAGACUUAAGUGUGUGGUGAGACCUCUGAACACGAAGCACCCUGAUGAGGCUUGACGUUCAUUUGAAGUGCUUUAAGUGCUUUAGAUCCACUAUAACUCGUGGCAUUUCUUCCACAUUUAUCUACAAUAAAAACCUGAAAAUGGCCAGACAAGAACCUCAAGAGAGAAACUAUGACAAUAUGCUGAAGAUGAUAGAGGACCUGAACAGGGACCUAGAAAAACUUCUGGAGGAAAUGGAAAAACUGACAGUUCAGGCAACCUGGAUGGCAUAUGACAUGGUAGUAAUGCGUACCAACCCUGACCUGACCAAUUCCAUGAGGCACUUGGAAGAGGCUUUCCUGAACUGCAGAGAAGAAAUGGAGAAAAAAUGGCAAGAAGUGCUAAGAGAAUCUAAAGGUGAAGAGCAAAAAAAGGAAUAAGUUGAAUUUAGUCAUGCUGGCAGAGCUGUAUCCCUUGGAAAGUCUCCGGUUUUUUUGUAUUCCAAGCAUGGAGGUUUAACAAACACCAUGGAAAACGGAUUGCUGUUCAUCUUACUAAGAACAAUGUAUGUGUUUACAUUUAUGGAAAUAUUUUUAUGAUAUAUUAAUACUGUUGAAGAUAAAA
Messenger RNA from Meleagris gallopavo (turkey), 811 nucleotides. It is a transcript of the gene SYCE3, whose product is annotated as synaptonemal complex central element protein 3. Gene Ontology annotation, cellular component: central element. Lineage: Eukaryota; Metazoa; Chordata; Aves; Galliformes; Phasianidae. Gene Ontology annotation, biological process: spermatogenesis; synaptonemal complex assembly; reciprocal meiotic recombination. The record is from RefSeq and is a predicted model, not a curated record.